Molecule: messenger RNA, 2426 nt
Organism: Acanthaster planci (crown-of-thorns starfish)
Lineage: Eukaryota; Metazoa; Echinodermata; Asteroidea; Valvatida; Acanthasteridae
Product: arylsulfatase G-like
Molecular function (GO): arylsulfatase activity
Source: RefSeq, a predicted model, not a curated record
AACAUUAAUGUGAAGUGGGCAUGUCUAGUCUGUGGGAACUACCACCUAGACCUGCGUGAAAGUAUAAACUACAUAACAGUGAAAACCUCCAGACCUGUAGCGGUGAUCACACGAAGUACUAUCACUCUCAUGGACAGUUUUCAGUUCCUGAAUGCUUCUUCAAAGUCUACAAUGCAGAUCUUCAUAGUUUUCCUUAUGUUCCUGACCCAGACUUUGUGGUCCAAUAGCAUCUUGCCUUGUGAGGCAGAGACUGUAAGAGAUGAGGGUGGAGUCUAUGCAGAGAAGCGUCAAGGUGCCAGACCGAACUUCAUCAUUCUGUUUGUGGAUGAUUUAGGCUGGGGAGAUCUCGGAGCAAAUUGGAACGAGGAUGGACUUCCGAGUGACACACCAUUUUUAGAUGAACUAGCUGCCAAGGGAACAAGGUUCACAGAUUUCCAUGCUGGGGCAUCACUGUGUACGCCAUCCCGUGCCGCCCUCCUUACAGGAAGACUGGGUAAGAGGACUGGCGUAGUGGGUAACUUCAAUGUACAAUCCUGCGCAGGGAUGCCUUUGAAUGAGACCACCAUGGCCGAAACCUUCAAUGCCGCGGGGUACCGAACUGGUAUGAUCGGCAAGUGGCAUCUUGGGAUAUACGGUGGGUUCGGUCCAGUGCACCGAGGUUUUGAUUCCUACUUGGGCAUUCCUUACAGUGAUGACAUGGGAUGUGUUGACAACCCUGGCUACAAUUUACCGCCAUGCCCACCUUGCAAUCACUCAACUGGAUAUGGUACAUUGUAUGAUCUCUUUCUAAAGAUACUGGCUAAAGGUACAUUUCCAUGCAAUAAGAUGGCAGCUGUGCCCUUAAUUGAGAACACUACAAUCAUUGAACAACCAGUAGAUCUAGCAGCUGUAGCAGGUCACUACAAGAAACAUGCAAGUAGCUUCAUCAAGCAAAGUGCCCAGGAUGGCAAGCCAUUCCUACUGUAUGUGGCCUUCACUCACGUCCAUGUCCCGCUACUUUUUAACACCAAAUUUGCCGGCACUUCUGCCCGAGGCCCAUUUGGCGACACGGUCCGGGAACUGGAUGACACAGUGGCAGGCAUCAUGGAGGCAGUGAGGCAGGCAGGAGUGGAGAAUGACACCAUGGUCUGGUUCACAAGUGACAAUGGACCAUGGGCAGCUAAAUGUCUCUAUGCAGGCAGCAGUGGUCCAUUCCUGGGUCUCUGGCAAAAGACUAAAGGUGGUGGGGGAAGCACAGCCAAGAUGACCAUCUGGGAGGCUGGUCACCGAGAGCCGACAUUUGCCUACUGGCCAGGUCACAUACCAGCUGGUCGCGUCUCCGACUCCUUACUCAGUGCCUUGGAUAUCUAUCCGACCAUCGCUUCUAUUGCUGGCAUCCCGAUGCCUAAGUAUCGUGGCUACGAUGGCAUGGAUGUCAAGGAUGUGCUCUUUGGAGGAUCCAUAUAUGAACGGACUCUCUUUCACCCAAAUAGCAUGGCAUCAGGAGCUCUUGGUGACAUAGGUGCUGUCAGACAGGGACGCUACAAAGCCGUGUAUCAAAUAGGCAGUGCCAGGCCAAACUGUCUUGGGGAAACCAGCCCUCCGCGCCACCGUAACCCCCCACUGAUCUUUGACAUCUACAAAGAUCCAGCGGAAGGACAGCCGCUUGACCAGAGCUCAGCUGAGUACAAGAGUGCCCUCCAGGACAUUGAGGCCAGCCUGCAAGCUUUUCUGGAGGACGUCAAGCAAGACAACACAACAGUGGCGGAUUACAGGCAAGACCCACGCUGCAUUCCAUGCUGCAACCCGAAUCAAGUUGACUGCAGAUGCAGUGGCUGACAUUACAUUUCAAGAUUGCAGUACUGUUCCACAUAAGCCUUCUGAAUACAUGUAGUACUAUGCACUAAAUAGUGAAAUCACAUUCUAUUAAUGACUGGAGUUGAGUCUAUACACCUGUGCAUGCAUUCAUGCCUGCAUAUUUUUCUGAAACGUAUCUGAUUAAUUUGGACCUAUUACUUAAGCAGUCAAUAUUUUCGUACUCAAUUUGAAGGCUGAAAAAGGUUUGUAUUCAAGGAGCCAUCUGAAUAUUUUGGAAAUAUUUCUAUAUAUUUUGUUAACCUGUUGUAUCUGAUUAUUUCACAUCUUUAAAAAAGAUUGAUCUUUUAAGGUAAAACAGCAAGUGCUUUAUACAAUUUCAUCAAUAUUUUCAAAUUUACCAGGAAGUUGUACUCAGCUUUAUCAUUAAUAAAAAAUUGGAUGACUUCAAAAGUCAAGAUUAUCAAUGUGUGUAGAUCGUUCUAUAACUUUGAUGAGAAGAAUCAGUUCAUGUUGCUGAGUAGAUGUUCCAUACUGAAGUAUACAAAAAUGUCAACACUGAAUUUCAUUUUCUUUUUUUUCACACACACUUUAAAUCUUUCAGUUUGUGAAUAAAACUCUCAAGCAAUAUA